Messenger RNA from Daktulosphaira vitifoliae (grape phylloxera), 2214 nucleotides. RefSeq lists its product as uncharacterized. The coding region runs from base 579 to 1886 and encodes 435 amino acids. The transcript is spliced from 2 exons. The record is from RefSeq and is a predicted model, not a curated record. Lineage: Eukaryota; Metazoa; Arthropoda; Insecta; Hemiptera; Phylloxeridae. Gene Ontology annotation, cellular component: mitochondrion.
AUUAAUAAUAAUAUAAUUAAUUUAAUAAUGUAGUGUUUCUGUAGCCACGUGACCCUGACGUUGCAACAUAUACGAUCAAUGCGCCCUAUUACUAACAAUGCAAUCGAAAUAUAAUAUAACUUUCGAUGCAUAAUCAAACUAUCGAUAAUGUCGGAGUUUUUACUAUCUCAUUUUUUAAAUUUAAUGUCGGAGUAAAAUCCGUCAUAAUUUUGGUAACCUAUGAAUCAGAUGGUCGGAGUACCAGAUGUUCGUAACAAUUACUACUUUGUCAAAUGUCGAAGUAUGUAAAUGUCGGAGCAUCAUCAGUUCGUGGCAAAGGUGCUCUCCCGUGUAAAAUCACAGUAGUGUUAUCAUAUCUUGUGAAUCCGAAUCUGCUGUGAUAUUCUAUAUAAUAGUGCUCUAUAACGGCUUAUCAAUUUAAGUAGACUAUUUAAUUUAUUAUCUGUUAACCAUUUGUGUAUCAUAGUAUGAAUCAAAAUAUUAAUUUAGUAGUACUUUAUUAAAUAAAAACAAAUACUAUUUUUUUUACAUAAAAAUGUUUUAAUGAUUCUAUUCAAGUUAUUUUAAGUUCUCUAGUUAUGUACACAUUAAGGAAAUCAGUGACAUCUGUUGUAAAACAUCUUUACAGUAGACGAUCAUUUUUAUCUAAUGCUUACAAAUGUGAAGAGGUAUGGCAGGAACGUUUGAAUUGUUCUAUUCUAAAAAAAGUUGAACCUGAAGCUUUGUAUUACAAGUUAUCAAGCCUAUUAGAAAACGAUGUUAAACAAAUAAAUGCUAUAGAUCUAGAUAUUUUUGCUAAUGCAUUAAAUGACUCAACAUAUUUAGAUGAAUUAGAUGAUCUUACUCAUAAAUUUCGUUUAUCAGCUCAAUCAGGCACUUUACUACAAUCUACACAUCAUGCUGUCAUUCGGUUAUUUUUAAAAUUUAAUAAAAAUGAAUUAAUUAGAAUCCUUAAAGAUAAAUUAAAUUAUGGCAUCUUUCCUGAUGACUAUUUGAACAAUUUAUUAAUGGAUUCUUUUUUAAAAGAAAAUGAUUUUCGGAAUGCAGCAAAAAUUGCAUCUAAUCAAAUGUUACAAGAAGAAUUUAAUAAUGAUAUUAUGAAGAGCAUGUCACUCUAUUCUUGUUUAAAAUAUAUCACUAAUCCUACUGAAUGGGAAGAAGUUAAAGUUACAAAAAAUGAAGAAAUACAAAAUUCUGACGAUGAAGAAGAAACUAGAAUACGUGUUGAUUUUAUAAGGAAUCCUUAUUUUGAUGAUCAUUUUGAUUUAAAUGAAGCUGACCAUUUAAUAGGAAAAACUCUGUUAGCACUUAGCAAAAAUAAUAAUUCUGUCAUGAAAAAUAGUAUUAAAACUAUUGGAUUAGCAUAUUACAAUAAAUGGAAUACAUUAAGUGAUUUCCUGAAAAAAAUUGAGGGCCCUGUUUAUUCUGAAACUGUAGAACUAGGGCUAGCUUCUAUUGACAAACGCAAACCACAAAAUGCUGAAGAAUUGAGUAAUUUAUUAAAAAAAUUAAGACUAAACAAUAGAAGUAUCAUUGAUGAAGCUGAAAAUGCUGUGAAAGAGUCUGUGAAACAAAACGAAGAAAAGGAAAUUCAACUUCAAAAAAAAAUUUAUAAAGAUUGGGAAGUUUUUAGACCUGAAGAAUUAAAUAGGCAACUAGAGCAUAUAAAUAAAAUAAAACGUUUACAAAAAGUUCAAAGCAUUAAAGAAGAGCUUAGAAAUAAAGAACAGGUUUUAUUCUUUUUUGAUAAAGAAUCUAAGUAUGAUCUUAUAAAAGAGGAAAAAAUGAAGAGAAUGAAAAAUAAUGUUACCAAAACAAAGAAUCUGAGAGAAGACUUAACUUAUAUACCUCCAGAAAUCCGCCAACCAGGAUUUAAAAGAGAAUAGUUGAAUAUAAAUGUAAUUGUGAAUAUUCUGUAAAAAUAUAAUUACAAUAAAAAAAAUUGAAUUUGAAUAAAUUAGUUAAAAUUUUUAAUUAAUAAAACAUUUUCGCUUGAUAGUAAAGCUUUCCCAUGUAAAAAAAAUUAAUAGUUAAAACUUUAAUAUCUUUUAAUUCAGAAAAAACAUACAGUGUAAGUUUAUGUAAUACGUUUUUAAUUUUUUGUACAUAUGAGGUGUUAUUGUGUCAAGUAGUAGUUUAGGAUAAGGGUAACCGACCCAAAGUAAUUGGGAUAAAGGCAAUAAACAAGAAGAAAGAAAUCUUAUUCAAAUAAAA